ACAAACCUCAGAACUCAACAAGUCAGUCAGUCAGACAUACAGACAGCAAUCCAGAAUGCAGACACUGCACAUGUUCGUCAACAGCAUCACCUCCCCAGCGCCACUGAUCCAUCCUCGGACGCCAGAGAAGCAAGAAAAAGGUAGGAGGAACUUGACACUCCAUGCUGCAAAAUCUGGCUCUGGGGGACUUCCAUUCAAGUCUUCUAUGGCGAAGAGGUGUGGAACAUGUAAGGGGCAAGGUGCAAUAGAAUGCCCUGGUUGUAAGGGGACAGGAAAGAACAAGAAAAAUGGGAACAUCUUUGAGAGAUGGAAGUGCUUUGAGUGCCAAGGAUUUGGGUUCAAAAGCUGUCCUGUUUGUGGGAAAGGAGGGCUGACACCAGAACAGCGUGGGGAGAGAUGAACAAGAAACAAGAAAAAAGAUUGCUAAUGAAGUAAUAAACAUGCAUAUAUAAGUAUAACCACACCUUUUAAUAGUUAUUGCAUCUGGGAUUGGUUUGGUGUUAUAACAGCAGCAUUAUCUUUGUUAUCUGAU
This is a messenger RNA of Andrographis paniculata, 532 nucleotides long. Its product is annotated as protein PHOTOSYSTEM I ASSEMBLY 2, chloroplastic. NCBI's taxonomy places the organism in Eukaryota, Viridiplantae, Streptophyta, Magnoliopsida, Lamiales, Acanthaceae. The record is from RefSeq and is a predicted model, not a curated record. The coding region runs from base 56 to 400 and encodes 114 amino acids. The transcript is spliced from 4 exons.